Punica granatum (pomegranate) is the source of this 702-nucleotide messenger RNA. NCBI's taxonomy places the organism in Eukaryota, Viridiplantae, Streptophyta, Magnoliopsida, Myrtales, Lythraceae. The record is from RefSeq and is a predicted model, not a curated record.
AUGGCGUACUAUCGUUGCGUCCCGCUUAUCAUGCUUGUCAUGUUUUAUAUGGUGAGGGCUGAUCCAGACACAAGCGAGCUAGAAUAUCAUUGUAACAAUGCUGUCUAUGAUCCUAAUAGUGGCUACAGAGCAAGCGUCGACGAUACUCUCAGGGAUGUAGUUGCUAACACAGCGGAUAAAGCUUAUGAUUAUUAUACGUCUCAUCCAGCUCCGGACAACCAAAUCGUGUAUGGUCAUGGAGCUUGCAAUGGAGCACUUUCGCAUGUGGACUGUCAGGCUUGUGUCAGCUACGCUUUCCCCAAGCUAAUAAAUCAUUGCGCGUAUUCAGUAGGGGCUCAGAUUAAGGUGAAAGAUUGUAGAAUGAGUGGUGCUCCAGAUACGGGCGAAGUAUAUCACAUUUGUGGCGACAAGUAUGAUGUUAAUACUGGCUACAAAGAGAGUCUGAAUUAUGUUCUAACUGAUAUUGUGGCUCAGACUGCGGACUGGGGGUACGACUACUACACCACAUCUCCAAAUCCCGGUAAUCUCGCCUAUGGUCAUGGAGCUUGCAAAGGGGAAAUUCAACCCGUCGAUUGCAAGGCGUGCCUAGGUGUUGCAUUCCCCCAGAUAUUGGACAUAUGUCCUACUCGAUAUGGAGCUCAGCUUCAGCUUAGGGACUGUAGGAUACGGUAUGAAGCUUACGCAUUUGUAGACAAUGAAUAA